This is a messenger RNA of Ixodes scapularis (black-legged tick), 1324 nucleotides long. RefSeq names its product 39S ribosomal protein L23, mitochondrial (gene mRpL23). Lineage: Eukaryota; Metazoa; Arthropoda; Arachnida; Ixodida; Ixodidae. The transcript is spliced from 5 exons. The record is from RefSeq and is a predicted model, not a curated record. Bases 48 to 611 code for a protein of 187 amino acids. Gene Ontology annotation, molecular function: structural constituent of ribosome. Gene Ontology annotation, cellular component: ribosome; mitochondrial large ribosomal subunit. Gene Ontology annotation, biological process: mitochondrial translation.
ACCACCGUGCCACGGCCCACCCCACCAGAAGGCAUCGCAGUCGCAAGAUGUCGUCGCGCUUGUACCCGCAGUACGUCAAGGGGAAUCCCCAGCUGCGGAUAUUCCUGCCAAACUUCUGGAUGAAGCUGGUGAAGCACGGGAAACCGCAGCCCCCCAACACGGUCAAGUUCGUCGUACCCUUGCAAAUGACCAAGUAUGACGUGAAGAACUACCUGGAAAAGAUCUACAAGGUGCCCGUGGCGCAGGUCCAGACAUUCGUCAUGCUGGGCAAAAUCAAGAGGGCGGAGGGGAAGGGCUACCUCAUCAAAGAGAACGACUACAGAGUGGCUUUCGUCACCUUGACUGUGGCUUGGAAGAGCUGGCCCCGGAGGUCCCCGACACUGGUGUGUUUCUCCAGCCCCAGGGGCAGACGUUUGAGUUCCCGGACGUGUACCCCGAGGAGAAGGUCCGGGAGCAGGAGAGGAGCGUCCUCAAGCAGGCGGACGAGCUCAAGAAGUUCAAGCAGCAGCACACCCGCGCCGACCCCCACCGGCGGGACCUGCCCUCCUGGUUCGGCCUCUGAGUUGGAAGAGUUCGUCCAAGUGCCCCAAUGGAAAUCGGGACAACUCUGACUUGCCCGAAAGAAACGAGACAUUCUUUAGCGCAGCCUUUGCGUCUCCAGACACCUUUCAACUUUGGAGCUGAACUAAAACCAACUCCCAGUUUGAGGUGUCGACCUUAGAGUACAAGUUAGUUUCGGUUCUGACCCUAACUCAAAACCUGUCUCGCGACGUAAAUACUGCAUCAAAACAUUAGGGCAGAAUUAUUUUUUCUAUGUGUGCUUAGAACUUUGCUUACAUCGUAGUUGAGAUAAAGGUGUACAAACCGGGGAACUGUUGUUUCUUUGCACUAAUUUCUAAAAGGAAAAAAAAAAAAUUUUUUUUUGAUUCCUCUCGAUUUGUUUUGUUGCGAGAAAGAAGCAGUAAACACCUGAUGUCUAUGUAUAGUAUCGUAUAUCACCUAGCUUCAUCAGCAUAGCAGGCCUACAUUAUUAUGGGCACCAGCCUUUGUGCUGCAUCUUGGCUUUCCUGAGCCGAAAAUAAAUAUUAUUAUAUUCAGCAGCCUUGAUGAAAUGUCAGGGUAAAUCGGCUCUUCAAAUUAGAAAUACAUCUCAAUAAAAAAUCAUUUAUUUAGAACUGUCGAGAUGUUGUCGAGGAAGGAUUGUAAACAAUAAUUUGCAGACGAGUAUUCAUGAUGCUCUCGUACUUCGGAAGUUGAAUAGAAUGUAUUUAUAAGUGCUGUAGAUGAAAUACAAAUGGAAUAAAGUAGACAAUAAUCAUACACA